This is a messenger RNA of Rhizoctonia solani, 807 nucleotides long. RefSeq lists its product as uncharacterized. Bases 1 to 807 code for a protein of 268 amino acids. NCBI's taxonomy places the organism in Eukaryota, Fungi, Basidiomycota, Agaricomycetes, Cantharellales, Ceratobasidiaceae. The record is from RefSeq and is a predicted model, not a curated record. The transcript is spliced from 4 exons.
AUGACAUACCACGCACAGAACGUUGCUUGCCAUCUUUUAUCUUAUUUUUCGCAGAUCGACAGGGACGAGUGCGAUUCGGUCAAAUGUUUUAAAUCAACGGCCCUUCAGUUGACCAGGACUCUCUUUAACAGAAAGCUUUACUGGGAUUACCUUUGUUUCUCCCGAGCUAGAGGCCUUUGCCGAAAGUUGCUCCCCCGGUUGAUAGAACUUGCAGCACAACAUAACCCAGUGUACAACGUUCCGAAACCAUACUAUAUGAUUAACCUGUCUGCUAUGCUCACGACGAUAGUCAGACCCCUACUGGCCCAUCGAUCCUCCUAUGAGCGUUCCGAAUUGCACUCUACCAUAGAUGCAGCCCGUCAGUUUCUCCAUUCUGAUCUGAAGAAUGUAAGAAGGGUUGUAUCCAAAUGGACCCGGAACCACCCGCAUGGGCUCUCUGCUUUUUUGGGGCACCACAUUGGAUCCUGGGAGUACGUCGUAAAACCAGUCGCCCGACCCACUGCCAGAAUAGUCAUUCCCCCAAGCAAUACGCCAACGCGAGUAUACAUCCCAACUCGUCCGAAUAGAUCAUCGACUACGUUUUCUUCCGAACGGACAGCUCGAACUGUUUCUGUACAUUCACAAGAGUCCAGGAUCGCCGACAUCAUUGAAGCUUUAGAGCUAGCCAAAUCACCAACAGGCCGCACUCGAAGUGAUUCUGAAUCUUCAGGCUCUGAUUCAAGUUAUGUGGCCACGCCGAAUAACGACAUCUUGAGUCCACGUUUUGACUAUUUUGAGGCCGAUCACGAGUAUCCUGUUUCUUUGUGA